UUCACGCACGUCGGCGAUUUUUUGUUGUUUACUGGUUUGAACAAAUAUUCCUAUAUCAUUCACAAAACUUCAUAUCUUCAUUCAUGCAUGUUUAUUAAUUUUUAUCGAAAGCGAAUUAAUCAUGGAUAAUAUCACGACAUCAUUAUUAUUUGAGGCGCUAAACUUCACCACUUCAGAAUGGCCAUUAGAUAUUGUAAUGAACAGUAGUAUUAAUCAAGAAAGAGAUUCUAUGUCACUGAUACUAGAGCCUUUGGCAUUGAUAUCGAAACAUGGUAAAAUACAUCAUCAUAGUACACAUCCUGUAACGUUAUCAACUGAAUGGUCGCGACUUGCUAGACUUAUAUUCCUUACACUACUGUCGGUUAUUGGCAGUGUAGGCAAUAUUUUUAUGAUAUCAGCGGUCAUGGUUGAGGAUCAUUUAAAAAAAGCAGGCAAUAGUCUCGUAGUAAAUAUUGGACUAACAGAUCUAAUAGUAACCAUCGUAGUUAUUCCCAUUUCAAUCGUCAGUUUACUUGCAAUGAAUAAAGACGAAGAAGAAACUCCAUUAUCAGUUUGCAAAUUUCAAUGGUUUUUAGCUGCUUGUGCAUUUUUGGUUAGCGUAUUAACUUUGGCUGUGACAUCGAUUGAAAACUACAUGAGAUUAUGCACAACACAGGAUGGAACGCAGCAGUGGUUUUCUCGUUCCAAUGUGACCGCAAUUAUACUCCUAAUAUGGUUCAUUGGAUGUGUGGCGUCAGGACUACAAUAUGUUUCUGAAGUAAGCUUCGAUUAUUGUAAAAGAAAUAAAAAUAGCAACAAAACUUUACUGCCAUUUGAGACAGGCGUUAUCGCUACACUCAUUUUAUUGCCAUUACUGAUUACAUUCCUCGUUCACAUUCGAAUAAUAAUUGAUGCGAAAAAGUUCAUGAGUCAACCAAGCUUUAAAGCAACUGCAAUGUACAAAUCUGACUUUUCCCUCGUGCGAAGUAAUUUCUAUAGCUUCCUAACAUUUGUAUUAUUUUGGCUGCCAUUUAGCAUUGCAUUUGCAAUAUCAGUAACGACAUCACCGAAGAACAUAAAUGACAAGGUCUUUUAUUAUACAUCUUGGAUGGGAUUGUUGAAAUCGUGCUUUCACAAUAUCAUUUAUUGCAUCACAAAUCGACAUUUUCGUAAUGCGUAUUUCAAUUUAUUUAAUUACUGUUGCUGUAAAACCACUGUCUCUACUGCUCGUCGAAGACAGCAAGAUGUAACGAGAUCAGAUGUUCGUGUACAUAUAAUUCCUGGAUAUAAUAUGUAUUCAUAUACGAGUCCACAACGAGCAACACAUGGACACUCAUGGGCAAAGCGUGAUUGUCAUGAAUUAUGAUCUGAGAUUUAGUUUUCCAAAAUUUAAGUUUAUUUUGCUGCUUAUUCUUAUGUGUAGAUACGUGUAUAAACAAAAUACAUCAUAGCAUGCACACGAACGCAUAUAAAUAGCAAGUUUUAAAUUAAAUUUAAUGUUUGACUAUAUGAUUUCAUCAAUAUGGUGGCAGAAAUUGUGUGCUGUAGCUAAAACUAAAGUGUAUGUCCAUGUUCAGAAGAAUCGAGAAAAAAAUUAACUUUCAUAAUUGUGGUAUAACUAGGGUUACCAUCUAAUAGACUUUUCCAUGAAUGUAAUGUUUUUUUUUUUGAGAUUUUUCCUGUGUUCUAUUUUGUCCUGUUUUCUUUAAGAAACAAUUUAAAUUGUGUUUUCUUCUGCCAAAGAAUUUAAAAUUGUUUAAUAUUCUACAUAAAACUUAAAUUUUGCAAAUUUUCCGAAUUUAAUUCUACGGUUUGAAAAAUUUUAUUUUUGAAAGCAAGGACAAGAGCAAUUUACACAAUAGAAAAAAGGAUGCUGGGUUAUAAAUCCAGAUACAAAAAUCUUGCACAGAAAAUUAUCAGUCCAGAAAAUUAAAGGUUUUUAAGUUUAAGGUUUUUAAAGACCUUUAGUGACUUUUAUUAUCUAGACUUAUAAUCUCUGGAAUUAUAGUUUCUGGACUUAUAAUCCAGCAUUAGAAAAAAUAAAUUAUUAAUACAAUAGAUGUACCACAAAAAUAGACUUUCAGCAAUAGAAAUUGUACCUUGUAGAAAUUUUUUAUAAAAAGAACAGAGCAUAAAUAGUUGCUCCAGAAUGCACUGAAAGAGAAAAAAAUUAGUUGUUUGUUUUCAAAGGUCAAACCAUGAAUGCAUAGUCCUUCAUGAAUCCAAAAAUACACAAAACACGCAUAAUCAUAAUUAUGUAUAAUUUCAAUCAGCAAAAUUUG
Chironomus riparius is the source of this 2261-nucleotide messenger RNA. Lineage: Eukaryota; Metazoa; Arthropoda; Insecta; Diptera; Chironomidae. The record is from the annotation of a GenBank genome assembly.